This is a messenger RNA of Ascoidea rubescens DSM 1968, 387 nucleotides long. RefSeq lists its product as uncharacterized. The coding region runs from base 1 to 387 and encodes 128 amino acids. The transcript has a single exon. The record is from RefSeq and is a predicted model, not a curated record. Lineage: Eukaryota; Fungi; Ascomycota; Saccharomycetes; Ascoideales; Ascoideaceae.
AUGGCCGAUUGGUCGAGACUGCCCCAGAUCUCACUCUGCCGCGUGCUUCUUCUUUGGCCGCAAACAGACACAGGCGCGGUUCGUCGUCCGGCGGCUCUUCGGCUGCACAGUGACCAUACAAACACAGCUACUUUGGCUCAGCAAUUGUCCACGUGGGUAGCAUAUACGACCUGCCAUCCGGAAAAGGAAGAAGCUUGCUUAUGUAAUACACGCACUGUCCGCUUUACCCGCUGUUCGCUUACGCACUGUUCGCUGGGAAAAGUAGACGCCCCACCGAACCCGCCACUUAAAACCUCGGGUCACCAGCAGAACUCUUCCAUCUUCAUCCAGCUUCUCCUCUUUAGUACUGUUGAUUUGAUGCCACUGGACAAUAGAAACCAACAGUAG